Messenger RNA from Spirometra erinaceieuropaei, 12758 nucleotides. The record is from the annotation of a GenBank genome assembly. Lineage: Eukaryota; Metazoa; Platyhelminthes; Cestoda; Diphyllobothriidea; Diphyllobothriidae.
AUGAACAGACGUGAACGUGUGUACGAUCGUCGAAAGUAUACGUCGACUUUAGGAUACUCGGAAAAGUUGUUAAAAGCAUUACCGUACUUGUCCUGCCAAGUGAGUCGAAUAGUCUAGCUAUGCUUGCUCCGGCGCCUUGUAGCUCGUUUUCCUUUAUCAGUUUCUGAUAAACAUAAUGAUCUCAUGUUGAUUUAUUACGUUAUGUCAUUCUGUUGAGAAUAACCCUAGUGGCAAUUAGGAGAAUAUCACACUCUUGCAACUUUCCCUCCAUGUUGCAGUCCCUGUCCUGAUACAAUUUUGCCGUCAAGUUGCCGGCUACAGUGGUAGUGGUCGUCAAAAUCCUGGUUGCUUGUUAUACAUCAGGGGCUUUAAAGUGGAGCGCCCAGAUGUGGAUUCGGCCGCGCCAUCCACGUGCGCACCCCACGCCUCCGGUCUUCUUGAUUGUUUUGACGCCGGCCCAGGUUGGGAGGAGUGUGCGGCAGGUGCUGCGCAGGUCUACCCGCACAAUUCACUGUCUACAUCACGUUGCUAUGGAACACAUAGUGGACAUCGUCAGUUGCGAUGGUCGAACUAUCAUGAUGGUCACAUCCAACAUCAUACCUGCCAGCACUUGCCUUCACGUGACGCGUGGUGAAUACACCGACAGCGAGAAUGGCUCCGACCAUGUUCUUGUGAGGAUGGAGCUACGACUCAGGUUGCGUUUUGUCAAAAAAGCAGUUUACGAGCAGAUGCGAUAUCGACUGUCUUAGGGAUCUUGCUGCUACAAUGGCCUUUUUUAAACAUCUCUCCAACGGCCUCCGCGUACUGACCGAAACGACAACCAUCCCUAAGGCCUCUUCAGUAGAAGAAAACUAACUGGAAUUGCAGCAUACUUCCCAGAGUACCCCCCCCCCCCCCAGAAACGUCUAGGCCGCAGUAGACGUAGCCGCAAAAUAGGGCCUCUGCUAAAGGACCCCACUGUCUGUUAUUCCAAGUGCAGCUUCUGUUUGAGGCAGCGCGAACCUCAAGAACCUGUUUUUCGACUACGAGUUCUGUACGUCACAUCGAGCGACGAACGCUGAAGUAGAACCGUCGGAUAUAUCGGACACACGAGGUGACUGAGACGAGAGGGAGCCCUGCCAGAUUUGGAAGGUGAACGAGUUCUAUAAUAGGUCGGCCGCAGUUAUUAGAGAUAAUUAAGAUACGCUGAUACCAUUAGUCUCCGGAUACGGUACUUUAGAGGGCGCACUUUUUCCACUUUUUGAGCCUGGCCGGCCUGGCGCUCGAAGGUGACUGUGACCUUAGCCGGCCAUUUAUCCAGGUGCUGGAGAAACUGAGGAGUAGUAAAGCACCGGGUUAGGCCCGUCUUACAUCUAAGAUCCACCAGCAUUGUUAAGCCGUAACAGCCAACCUGUUACAGAACCUUCAGAGGCAGAGACCAUACCCUAGACUGGAGUGGUUUUGCCGUAGCGGUGAUGCUCAGGGAAGGCGACAUAUCGCUUUAUAAGCAGCACAAGUCUAAUUGAAAUUGUCUCCAAAGUCUUUGCAAUCUUUCUAUAUCACUUCCGCUUGCGCACAGUGGGCAAUAUAAUCUUCGAACCGGUUUGAAUCGCGCUUAUUAGCAUUCUUGCUCUGUCAAGGCUGCAAACGCCACCAUUGCCAAGAACAGACCACUUUUGCUUCGUCGAUUUUUUUCUCUGCUCUUCACACUGUCUAUCGGGAUUUCCUGCGCUUGAUCAUGUUGCAUAAUUGCUCGCAGUGUUUGGUAAGGAGAUUAGCUUCUUUGACUACCUCCAGUUUCCAUCAGGGCUGCGCUCUCUCACCAGUGCUGUCCAAUUAAGUCGUAGAAUGGGUUCUUUGACACGCGCUUGGCAGACCACCCCUAUUUUCAAGUGGGUUGUGCUCCAUGCGUUGUGGGUCUUAACCACGUUGGUGACGUGGCGGUAUCAGCCAACUUCUUAGCGGAAAGGCAGCCAAGAUGAACUUGAAAAUGUAUUCUUUCAAAACGAAGAUGGGCGCGCCAAGUCUUUGACCUUAAAGAUAUCUGCCUUGUCAGGGUUUAAAAUGAAGCUCUUAGGCUGGUCGCUUACUUCUGCUGCCGUUGGCCGAACUGUCGACCAAACAGGGAAGGGCGCAUCUGUUGCGCCUAAUGCCUUAGUAAGCAUGAGUACGGAACCAUGAUCAGCCAUACCUUGAUUUUUAACACGAGAACUCUGCAACGUCUCCCACCUAGAGCCAUGUUUACGUAGUCCAUUGUUGUGAGCCGUAUCGUCUUGAGCUUAUUAGUUCGACUGGGAGUUUUUAUGCGACCAUUCCAAAUGGGUUGAUCUAGCUUGCCUUCCAGGAAGCCGAAAAGUCACUGUACUAGCUUCAGGUGCCGGAUCUCAAUAACUCAGCAAACCGACGAGGCUAUUAUUGUAACUGAGACCAUUUGCCCGACUCCUACCAGUCGCCAAUUUACUACUCAGUAACUACGCUCCGGCUUCCGACCGCUCAGUGAAAUAGGUCCGCAACAGCGGCAGCUGUACUGCUUGUACUUUGAUGUCAUUCAAAGUAGACAAUUCUGCUAGCAUCAAAACUGAUCGCUCUUCACUGCAUUCAAUCGAAGGCCGAUUUCUGAGUGAAGUCGAGCAAGUUCACACACAAGCCUCACACACCGCAUACCAAAGAGCAAGUUGUCCGCUAAAGGUCGGGUUUCUAGACGACUUAGGUUGGCCGCCUCGAUACCAGAUUUGGUUUUGUACAAGGGACGUCCCGGAAGAUUUCGUAAUCAGGUGUACGGAGUAUCUAGCCGCGUUAUUUCAGUCAGCCGGUGAGAGGGCGUAGCUGAUGAGUUGGGUUUCUGACCGACGGUUUAUGCGUUUAAAACACGGUCAGAGAGAGAAAUUCGAAGGACUUAGCGUAGGCAUCAUCACUCAAAUACGUCCAGACAGUGGCCAUCUUCAGAGCGCCCGGGAGAUGUCCCUCAUCCGUACAGAAUUGUCUUGGCCGAGGGCUUCGCCGAAUCUAUUUCAGUAAAGCAAAGGUGGUAAACACGCUGGUCAAUUUCGGAGUCUGGGGUCCGUCUUUGUCAUUUCCUUUUCGGUAUCCUCCCCAGUCAGCUUGGAUAGAAGUGGUUUUACUUCAUCGCCUGGUUUUGGUAGUUUGUCCAGGUCCCCGCACUGUAGCGGGAGGUCAGGACAACAAACUUGUACAUUCUCAGGUUGAUUUUGAGAAGUAUUUUCGGGUGAUUUUAUAGUGUUGUGUAAAGCCUGUCGAAGGCUCUACUGGCUUUAGUUAUUCAAACCGUAAUCUUGUCAAUUUUUAUGUUUAUGAAGAUCGUGUUUUCCGUAUCAGAUAAUUUAUUUAGCACAGUCAGUCAUUUGUUAUCACUAAUGUGAUCAAGAUUUGCUAAUAUUCCGCGACUGGCGCCGGUUCCAAUCGUUUUUAGGCUGCGUGGCACGUCCAGAGUCAGCAUGUCAAGGCUCCGCCACAUUCUUGCUUGUUUUGGGAGUGUUGGGUUCGCAUUUGUUGCCAAGAAAGUUGCAUGUUCUGUUCUUUCGGUACUUUCGUAAGAACGUGAAUAAGACGGGUAUUGAAUAGCUUCUGCCGAUUUGAUAGUUACUGUCAGGUUUUGAUCACCUCUCGUCAUAGCCACUCAGUAGCAUUGCGGAGAACAUGAGACUGAAGAUGUUUAGAGUGGGUACGCAACCCUACCACACUCCGCAUGUGACUGUGAGGAUUUCCGAUAGAGGUAUUGUUCCAUCUGAACUGGACAGCUUCUGAGAUCCUGUGAGUUUGCGCCGUGGCCAUGCAAGUGACUAGGAAAAGGGUCUUAAUUUCACGAGACCGACGUAUCUCUUAGUUUCCUCCGCCUUACCAGCAAACCAAUUGUUUUGUCUGUCUCACAUCCUCUACUGCAUGUAGCGUCGACUUUGAAAAAUUUGGAUUUGUCAAUGGCUGUUGCGUGCUAAGUUUGUGCCAACGUCUUCUUCAGACUUUUGACUGCAAAUGUCCAAGCUGGAAAGAGGGGGAAAAUGACAGUGAUCACCUUACAUGUGGCAGCUGCAAGCAUUCACACUGUGCCGAUGUCGACUCCCCCGAAUUCGUUAGAUGGAUUGAAACAACUGCUAUUCAAAUGGUCGAUGACCUGGAGACUCUCUUCCUCCUAUGCGCCAACGAGGAGGACAUUGAAACGAGACAACUCUACUUUUGCAUGCUCAAGGUAGAUUGCAUCCCGUCUAUUUACCUACUUUAGCGGCUACGGAAAGCGCUAACUAAUCGCUUUCAGCCUCAGAUUGAUGACCUGCCCCCGUUCGAAAGACCAAGCAUCAAUACUGUAAGUACUCCCAUUGUAUUAAGUAAACUGCAUCAAUUUCUGCAGGCCGUGCGUAAUUUGAUCAUUCGUAAGCUGGCAACGAAUCCCAGCGAGCCACGGACCUUCAUCAGCUUAGGCAGGCUCGUGCUAACCUACCUCAACGGCAGGCAACUACAAAAACCAAAACAACGUCGGGGCAAGAAUGAAAAUGCCGUAGGUUACCGGCUGAUUUACAUGCGCUGGAUGUGUCACUGCUGCAUCCCUCUAUUCUGCGCGAGCUUCCCCCACUUUGAACCCUCUCUUGCUUUUGGGAAGAACUUCUUUCUGGCUAUGUUGCCGGAGCUUAAGUCAGGCUUAAUUGAGCGCGUUCGCCAGGAGAAGGCCACCGGGAAACUAGCAGCAGAUCUUUCGAGGUAAGCAUCCAGACAGUCUGGGACCUCUAAUUCCUCCUUAUGGCCUGCUUAUCUAGCUUUAUUGAGGAACUGGAAACCGAGGCUCGCCUUCCCAAUUCCGCCAUCUGGGAUCCGUUCUUCAGGCCGUUUGCUACUACAGAUUUAUCCGAAGACUUUAAACCGUUUGACCUGACAAAAAUUGAGGAGAACAGCACUGCGCACACGGGGUCCGCCAAAUCGUCGGAUGAAAUGUGGACCACCGGCCACAACACGCCCGUGCACUGCGUGAAGCCAGGCAGUCCGUUACACAGUAGUUCAUCUACGGCCACUCCAAAGAGGAGAGCGAGUACGUUUGUUUUGUAACUGUCCCUAAAACCAACAAUCGAAUAACCUAUUCUUCCGUUUUGUCUAUACCCAGGGUUAAAACGAAGCUGACAGAGUCACGGGGGUGACAGUUGACGAUCUAUCCUGCCUACAGGAUGGAGCACAGGCGUCCCGUCUAGUCUUGGUGUACUGGAUCUAGAGCUGACACAUGAGGUCACAUAGUUAAUUAAGCUUCCAUAUACUUCCAUGGGUUUUACACAGAGGUCAUUUGCUAGAAAUUAAAACGAUGUAGGAUGCUUUUUUCCUUUUUCCGGAUCAGGAUAAAGCACUUCGCCCAGCACGCCCUAAGGAGUCGCCAGAGUUAGUGUGCACUCCGCCUCUCUGUUUCAUUUUUACUUUUUUCAGCAGAGUGGACUUGCCGGCGGGCGUCUAGUGAUAAUAUUUAGUUGGUUUUACACCCUCCCUGGGUUAUAUCGCAAUCUAGAAGGGCCGGUAAGACAUGGUUCCGUUAUGGGAGACGAGCCACUCUUGUUGUAGCAUACCUAAACUCAAGGCGUGUCGAUACUGUCUCCCUCCCGAGAUGUUUUUUGUUAUUAACAUCAGACGGAAAGUGAAUUAGGCGCGUUUUGCAUUGCGGACUCCUCCGGUAGAUGCUUACGUCUGGCGGUCUCGUUUAGCCAGUAACAGUUCUAACUGAUUGGCAUUUAAGAUGUCCUUCAGUGCGCUUGGUCGACUUAAACCAAUAGAAGCGUUAUUUUCUAGUCUGUCACACAGUCUUCGUUUUGACGUUUUCUCGACUUUUAAGAAAAUAAUUUCCUCAUCUUUCCUCCGGCUACAUAUCCGAGGAAAAGUAUCUUAGGGACUUUUGUAAAAUGUGCUGGUUACUUUUCUUCUACUGCUGCAUUUGGCUGAGCACUGUUGGUUUACGAGUCCAUAUCUCUUAUGGUGUCGAAGCUGCCUUAAUAAUACCUCUAACGGUUAGGAUGCAAAUAUUAAUGGCGUUGAAACGGUAGUCGUCCUCUUUGUCUUGGUCAUUAAACGUAGACUCAAUCACUGCAAAUUAUUCGAAUAGUUGUCACGGUACGUCGCAAGUCACCUCUGGCCUCAUGUAAGCGGUCAUUCUACUUAUCUUUUCACGUGUUUAUAUGUCCCGAAUAAAUAGGAUUUAGCUUCAUCUUUCCAUUAUUAGUAAAAUUUACUUAUCUUCGUGCAGGUGUUCGCCUGAAGAAUCAGGCUGCUAUGGCCAGCACAGAGGAGAAUGAUUUUCCUGGAACUCCACACGUCUUUGCGAGGCAAGCCAGCAUUCAGUCUCGGACACAAACAACUCCUCUCGGUAUCUGUUGCCGGCCCCACGAACCCGACUCAAACGUCGACCCACUGUCAUUACCACCAAAACGAGCUCGUCCCUAUGUUCCCGGGGAUAUCAAUCCCCUGGAAUUGGAGGAGGUUCUGAAGGAGAUUGAUGAAGAACAGAAGUUUGGUGGACACAUCCUUCCCUCCCCUACGGUAUGCAAGGCAACAACCAUACACCGCUUUCUAUUGGGUUGGGAACCCGGUAUCCCCGACCACCCAGGAUUCUGUCGCGUGCGCUGGUCACUCAGCCACUCUUCGACAUGGCUCUACUCAUUUCUAAUUAAACUACAAUCCAUUGGCUCGCAAGGCCUAGUAAUCUGAACAAGUCCAAAGUUAGGGGAAGUAAAUGCCUAGUCGGCUUGUGACAUAAUAGAGAAAAAGAAAAGCCCAUGGAGGCUGUUUUCGAUGCAGAAUCAACUUUUAUAGCCCGCAGUUUGGUUAAAAGCUCACCAGACAAUACGUCUUAUCAGAGCUAUUGACGGUCCUUUCAUCAACUUCCCUUUCCUUUCUAUGGUUUUCAUAAUAUUUUGUCCGAACUGGCCAACAAUGGCCAUCGUCACCAAGUUAUGUGUGGUUUCAGUGUGCGUCUUUGGUGGCAUUCAUGCUAAAGCUGUCCGAGCGUUUUACUGUUAUCAUUGAUUUAUCGUUUGGCAGAAACGACCUCUACGGCUAUUGGAGUUUGCCUGAACGUUUGACAGAUAGAGCAGGUCCAGCUUUGGAGGUAUAGUAGAUCACGACACAGUGCAAGGGACACUUUGGGGUGGAGUUCUUGCACGCGGAUUUAACAGCCGCCACACCUAACGUUCCAUCUAUUAUGUCUCUCGUUGCAAGCACAAGAACGGCAGCAUUAAAUGAAUAGGCGCUCCUUUUCGCGCGUCGACCUCGUUCUGCUGGUUUAUUUGAAGUAGCGUUUUGGGCCGGAGCGUUUUACGUAAUGUUCCUCUGCAGUGUCCACGCCGCUGUUGUCGUUACUGUCUGAUUGCGUAGCAAACUACUUCCUGCCUGUCGACUUCGCAUGUCCCAUCAGAAGUUUCUGGAAGCCUGAGCUACCCUGUGAUGCUCCGUUAACUUUUUAUUGCUGAUCGCAGUUUUGUCGUGGUCUGAACUUCGCGUUGAAUUCAGUUGCGAAACCUUAAACGAAGCCUGUGCUUAUACUUAAUAUCUAUGGCUACUAUUAUAUCGUCUUCGUUCAACGGUCGACAGCGACCAUCUGCCGAGGUCUGAGUAAAUCCUUCUGUUGCCGUUCUGUUUGCAGCUACGGUCAUUCCAUGCCGCUCGCGAUGCUGCUGCCAGACGGGAGGAGUCGGCGGGCACCAUCGAGUUCCAUGUGGUCAACAACAGCCUCAGCCAGAAACAGGAACCGCAGACGUAUAUUUGGCUCCUUGAGCUCCUGAAUGUCUUUGCUAUCCAAUUACCUCGAAUGCCCAAAGAGUAUAUUACUCGCCUCGUAUUCGAUCCGUACGUCUUUUAGUGCUACUCUUCUAGUGCUCUCCGUUUCCCUUGUCUUUAUUGGACUACUUUUUGUUUAUCAGUCCCCUUCCACAAAAACGAUUCCAGCUUGCAAAGUACCCAUACUCUACCGGCGGGUUUUCGCAUGAUGUUAAUCUCGAACCGUUGUCUACAGUAUCAGGUCAUUUGUUCCCCAAAUGAAGAUGGUACCCGGUGCAUGUUUGAGCGAUGACGUAAACGCGUGAAACACUAAGUUUUCCCUCGGAUGUUCAAAUGAAGAGGGGUAUCACUUUAUGGGGUCAACCAUUUCAUCCUCGGUCAGGGUUUUGGUACAAUCGCUCAUCCACUAGAACGUUAACGUGCUCACUCUUAUGCAGGUCGAUAUACCGCAUCUAUGUGUUGUAUACGUUGAAUGGGAGCGUUGUUUAAUGCUUGUCCUGUCGUUUUACCUGACGAUAGCACCCGAAAGCAUUUCCUUGGCGCUGUUGUCCGUAUAACAGCAUGUCUUUUGGUCGUUGGUUUCUGCUGGCUUUCCCAUCCUCCUCCAUCCCCCCUCUGCCCAUUACGUGAUGACCGAAUAAGAAGGCACUCGGUAGCCACCUGCCCGUCUCUUCUACAAAAAAGGUUUUUUUGCGGACACUUGCGUGCCUUUAUGUUCAUCAGUCUACGCAAUCUCCGCUGCCUUGGCACUUUAGUAAUUCACCACAUCGUACCUAAAUGAAGAGUUAAAUUGCGUGCUCCACCUCGCCUCCUCGGUAACCCCUCAACACUUAUUCUUCCCCUGUCCUUUCGUGACAUAAAGGCUACCGGGACAGGUGAUGGCAUAAGCCUUACACAGCAUUGAUUACAUCUCGGUGUAUUAGGAUAUUCCCAAUUGGAGUUGUCCAAAUUCAUAAACUUUUCAUAAAAUCCCGUAUUGUGCUCGGCUUGUCCAUGGCGCCUUUAGCGAUGCGACUGUUUGUUGUUCGAUAUUUACUUACUAUGCCCCCCUGAAAUACCUUUACUGACCAUCAGCUGGUAUUGCCAGUCAUUAAUUGAAAUGGGCUGAAUAACUUUGCGAUGGGAUUUCUACAAUCUGGACCGUCCUACAAUGCAACUAGUGUCGACAAAGUGAGCCUACCUAAAGGUCGUGUUGUGAAUGUAAGCCCUUAGCAGAUUGUCUACUGAAAGUGUAUUUUUUAAGCAUGGGUCUUUCGGCCAAUCUACCUUCAUGUCUGAGUCUUACGUUGUUUGCCGUUCAAACACGAAAAACGUAGUGUGUUUGCGGAGGACGGGGUCUCGCGUUUCCGAAAUCUGACCCCUCGUAUGGCGUCAGUUAACCGGCCGCUUUGCAUUCCGUCUCAUUGAGGUAAGAGGUGGCUCUGGAGUAUUUUUGGUAGGCAAAUACGGUCUUCGGAUGAAAUUCGUACUUCCCUUCUGCCAAGGUAUCCAACCUUUAGAGCCGCUUGGUACUGUCUUAUGGGUUGAAUUUAGUAUACUCUCACUGCAGUCUCCUUUGUACAUUAUCUCCCUUCGUCAGCUCAGCGUGCCUUUUUGUCAUCGACAGGAAACAUCGCAACCUUGUUCUCCUCAAAGUGUCUGACUCUGGCGAACGCAACGCAAUCGGAGGCAUCACCUUUCGCAUGUUUCCAACUCAGGGAUUCACUGAAAUCGUAUUCUGUGCUGUCAUUUUCAAUGAACAAGUGAAGGUGUGUCCGAAAGCUUGCUUAUUUUUUUUCGCACCUUUGGUUUAUCUGUUACUCGGAAUUUUAGGUUCAAGAAGGCUGUGUUCAGGACUCUGCGAGUAGUUGACAGUCUUCUGUUCUAACCUUUAAAUUUCGAACUAACACCACACUUGAAUCCGAAAGGCUGACCUUCUCAUUUUUCUUGCAUCUACAUUUUCUCAAAUUUGCCAAUAAACAGUCGCAGAGGCUUUUACGGGCAUAGCUAGAAAUCCCAUCAAGGGUCGCUUUUUAGUAAAAAAAAAGUACACAAAGCCAAGUAGAGUUCUUCUCUCCUAGGGGGUCGUAUUAAAGCUGUUGCUACAGAAGAGCAGUUUUGUACCGUGAACUGUUUCUACUUCUCCUCUGUUGUUGUAGGGCUAUGGAACCCAGAUGAUGAACCACCUAAAAGACUAUCACACACAACAUGGGAUCUAUCACUUUCUCACCUACGCAGACUCAUUCGCAACUGGUUAUUUUCGAAAACAGGGGUUCUCCCGGGAGAUCCGUCUGCCCCGUCAAGCGUAUCACGGUUAUAUCAAGGAAUACGAAGGAGCUACCCUCAUGGGCUGCGAACUCUACCCAAACAUUGUCUACACGGAGUUUUCAGAAAUCCUCAACAAACAACGUGAGGUUCGUACUUACCUGGAGUUAUUACGGCCAGCAACAACUAAACUGUAGCCAUUCUUUAUUGAGUUUUCGCUUAUCUUCUUGCUUCCGCAUCAACGUUCAGCCAAUGAUCCAUUAGCUUCUACAAUUGUAUGAAUUUUUUCUGGCUGCCGCGCCGGCCAGGCAGGCCUCCAUUUUGAAAUAAUGUUCUUCCAAAACAGUGAAUCGUCAACAGCCUGGUUCCCAAAGUGACAUCUUUAUAACCUUUUGUUGCUACUUGAUGCAUUGUGUUACCUCUGAAGAGAUGCACAAAAAUACUUUUUGACGGAAACCCUCGUCCCUGGUCACUGCGUCCGUCUGUUCCUCCCAGCUGGACUUCGCCAGAAGGGAAACUCUGGUGUUCACGCCGUAUUUUCUGUCAGAAUAAAAAAACGUACUUAUUUGCCAAAUAGCGAAUAACUAAAACUACCUGUACCUUUAAACUGGCCGGCGCCUUGUUGAGUAUGAUACCCACGUUCGCCACCAAUUGUUGCCCUUCUUCAUCUUUUCCGUAUUCCACUUCCUUUUUUCCUGACUAGACCUGUGUAUUCUACGCAUCUGUCUUUGUCAAAAGAAGAUGACAGUUUGAAGUACCUUUUAGGUUGCCUCACUUGCACAGUUAAAGCUUUCCCUCUUUAAAACCUGCCCGGUGCACGCGUUCAGUUUUGCCUUUGAUGGGUAUUUGUUGCGUUAAACAUUUGCUUCUUUAUGUACCUGUCCCUCUCUGUGUAGAUAAUCUCACGCAUAAUCCAACGUCGCAGGAAAGCCCUCGAACGUGUAUAUCCAGGCAUUCCCACCGCCAACUUCCGCAAUGGCCCAAUUCCCUUUUCUAGCAUUCCCGGCCUUGUCGAGGCUGGCUGGCGACCAGGAGAGGGCGAUGUGGUGGAAGAGACGCGUGCAGUCUAUCCCGAACCAACUCUGGCCGACCAGUCACUGUCUUCAACCGUCCCCGAAGCGGCGCCUCCUAGUGAGCAGGGCGCUGUCGUUGAUGACGCGAGCGUCACUGAUACUGAUCGACCCUCUUCUCCUCUACAAUCUGCACUCCCGGUCACCGGCAGGUGCCUCAGAACUCGCACUUCACUCACACCGACUGCGAGGGUGGAUACUAUCGCAGGUAGAACCCGGGCACGAGAUUCGAGGUGGGUUUUUUUCGUCUAUUUUGAGCGUCCUUGUAUAUCCUGCUCCCGUUCUCCGUUGCAGAAGCAAAUGUGGACUUCUAGGUAGCUGCUGCCGACCGGCUAUGCUGGUUGCUUUUUUUACUCUAGUUAUCCCAGGGCAUGCUUCAUCGCCAAUGGCCUCCAUCGGUCUUUCCUGUUUAUUUUAAAUCGGUGCCUUCGAGCGUGCAAGAUUUGGUCAAUAGCUGAAACUAUGUACAUUUAAAGCAGCUUCUAGGUUAUUAUGAUUUGCUGUAUGUAGUUAAAAUGGCUGUUACUGCUUCUGUCUAGCAGAGAGAUGCUUUCUCCAAAUACCUAUAACUCCCCAUUAUAGGCGAACAUCUGAAACCAAGGCGGAGAUUUCGACCUCUCCCACACACCCCGCAGAGGAGAAGCAUAAAGGUCGUGAAGAGACGAAAGUCUUGAAUGAUUCAGUUGCGUCCCUUGCAGAUCGGCUGCGUCCUGUUUUGGAGGCGGUUAAGGCGCACAAACUGGCCGGUCCUUUCUUGCGUCCCGUUACGGCUGCUGAGGCUCCAGGCUACUUCAACCUCAUUGUCUUUCCAAUGGGUGAGCCUCCCCUGCUCUGUUCUUUUUAUCCCCCCCCCCCUCCGUGAUUCUAGACGCGUCAGAGUUGUUAGUUUUCGAACGAAUUGGCCUUUCUGCGUCCCACUCGAGAGCAAUGUUCUUACAAACCCGACUUUAAUAGGCAAGGCAGUUCUUGUCCUCUGCCACAUUGUUUCACGAUUUGCUCCGCCAAUAAUCCUAUUGUUUUUUAUCUUCCUGAAUCAUGUGUUCUUAACCCCUUAUGACUGGAACCUGCCUACAACUUAGGGUAGUGCCGUCUGCGGAAGGCACUACUGAAGACGCCGUGUAGCUCGCUAUCCACACGCCCCUUAUGCUUGCUCCCUGUCCUGUGCUAGCUUGCCACCUUAGCGAGAAUUUGAGCUGUAGCAGUGUUCGCUGAUUGUUCCGGUUAUCCCGCACAGUUCACAAACGAGCCGUCCUGCGUGUUUAGAAUACAUCUGCAUGCUAGCCACCAUUAGUGUAUGGACUAGCGGAGGCAGUCGACUAGAACCAGCGAAUCACUCUAGUCCGUAUCACUACUUACUCGGCGCGUGAACAAAUCACUUUCCCAUGGUAUUCCAGUGGGCAAUAUUCUCGACUGUCUACCCCGCCUCCGGUUCACCCUGGUUUACUAUUUUCACAUCUUGACUUCAAGAUUGUAUUUAUCCCUGCCUUCACUUUGCCUCCGCAUGUAUCCUUUGUAGACCUACGUACCAUGACGGAGCGUCUGAAGAACCGGUAUUACGUGCGGAAGGAACUCUUCAUUGCCGACAUGCGCCGCAUGUUCCAUAACUGCCGAACCUAUAACCUGCCCGAAUCUGACCUCUACAAAAACGUUUCGACCAUCGAGACUUUCUUCAUCCGAAAGAUGAGGGAAGCCGGGCUGUGGGAUGGAUAG